Messenger RNA from Micromonas commoda, 960 nucleotides. RefSeq lists its product with no specific name. NCBI's taxonomy places the organism in Eukaryota, Viridiplantae, Chlorophyta, Mamiellophyceae, Mamiellales, Mamiellaceae. The record is from RefSeq and is a predicted model, not a curated record. The coding region runs from base 1 to 960 and encodes 319 amino acids. The transcript has a single exon.
AUGCCGUCGGAGCCCGCCGCGCUGGUCGUCUUCGCGCGCCUGCCCAUCCCGGGUAAGGCCAAGACGCGACUCGCGAAAGACGUGGGCGACGCCAACGCGGCGGAGUUCUACGCGCGCAUGGCCGAGCGCAUCUUCACGGUCACGUCCCGCUGCGAGAGGACAUCGUCGCGCACCGUGUUCUUCUCGGAGCGCGCCGAGGAGGACGGCAUCCGUCGAUGGCUCCAGGGCAAGCGCGGCACCGCAUCGGACCCGCGCGCGUCCUCGUGGACGGACAUCCGGCUCGAACCCCAAGCCGCCGGCGGCGACCUCGGCGAGCGAAUGCGACGCGCGCUCGACCACGCGCUGCGGCACGGGGGAUCCGACGGGGGACCGUGCGCCAAGGCGGUGGUGAUCGGCACCGACAUACCCUCGCUGGACGCCUCGCACGUGGACCGCGCGGUGGAGCUACUGGACGCCCACGACGUCGUGUUCGGUCCCGCGGUGGACGGCGGUUACUACCUGCUCGGGGUGCGAGAUCGCGGCUACGUGGGCGACAAAAAAGUGGGCGACAGCGAAGGGUCCGAACGGGGCGGCGUCGACCGGGGCGAAGGGUCCGACCGGGGCGAAGGGUCCGACCGGGGCGUCGCGGGGCAAGGCGGGGCGCACCCGGCGAUAUUCACCGACAUACCGUGGAGCACCGGCACCGUCCUGAGGGACUCCUUGAGGGCGUGCGACGCGGCGGGCAUCUCGGCGGCUGCGGUUGGCGCCAUGGAGACCCUGCGCGACGUCGACACGGCUGACGACGUGAACGCGUGGAUCGAGUCCAGGUUCGAAGCUUACGCGGACACCGGCGUGUACGUCCCGAACGAGCUCGCGGACGUCGGGUGGGACCUGCUGAAGUACUCCGGGUACGGGAGUAGGUCGCCAAAGGAGGACGAGACGAGAUUGCCCGCGGGGAUGAAAGAUUACGAAUCGGAUUGA